Messenger RNA from Conger conger (European conger), 3699 nucleotides. RefSeq names its product phosphatidylinositol 4-phosphate 5-kinase type-1 beta-like. Gene Ontology annotation, biological process: phosphatidylinositol metabolic process. NCBI's taxonomy places the organism in Eukaryota, Metazoa, Chordata, Actinopteri, Anguilliformes, Congridae. The record is from RefSeq and is a predicted model, not a curated record. The transcript is spliced from 15 exons. Gene Ontology annotation, molecular function: phosphatidylinositol kinase activity. The coding region runs from base 378 to 2009 and encodes 543 amino acids.
GCGCUCGCUCGGGGAGGGGCGGGCGUGUGAGAUCAGCCUUGCCUCCCUCUCACGCCUCUCCAACAUUUAUUCCUUGAACAGCAUCCAACAUCAGUUUUAAACUCACUAAAAUGUAUAUCCCAAAAGGAUGAAAAUUCUUUCCACACGGAAAAGAUCUUCAGACUCCGGGUUCAGGAUACUGAUGCAGAGGCCUUAACCCACCAAUCCUAAAAAAUGCCUUAAACCAGCGUACAGCAAAGCUUAAACCAGUGUACACUGAAGCUUUAAACCAGCGCAAACUGAAGCUUUAAACCUGCAUACUGAAAAGUUUUAACCGAGCAUACAUCUGCCUUCUGGCUUCUUCGACAAUCAUCUCCAGCCCCGCAUACACAAUAAAGAUGUCAUCUGCCACCACUGAAAAUGGACCAGGACAGACCCAGAACAGUCGUGACAAAACGUUAAAGAAGCCCACCUCGUCAGCAUUGAGGGGUGCAAUUCAGCUGGGCAUCGGCUACACGGUGGGGAAUCUGACCUCCAAACCUGACAGAGAUGUGCUGAUGCAGGACUUCUACAUGGUGGAGAGUGUCUUCAUGCCCAGUGAAGGGAGUAACCUUACCCCAGCUCAUCACUAUCCGGACUUCCGCUUCAAGACCUACGCCCCCAUGGCCUUCCGUUACUUUCGCGAGCUCUUCGGGAUCAAGCCUGACGAUUACCUGUACUCCAUAUGUAACGAACCCCUGAUCGAGCUGUCCAACCCAGGAGCCAGCAGCUCUUGGUUCUACGUUACAAGUGACGAUGAAUUCAUCAUCAAGACUGUCCAGAACAAAGAAGCUGAGUUCCUUCAGAAGCUGCUGCCUGGUUAUUACAUGAACUUAAAUCAGAACCCAAGGACCUUGCUGCCAAAGUUCUAUGGGCUGUACUGUGUGCAGUCCGGCGGGGUGAACACGCGUCUGGUGGUCAUGAACAACGUGCUGCCGCGCGCCAUGCAGAUGCACUGCAAGUACGACCUGAAGGGCUCCACCUACAAACGCCGAGCCUCACGCAAGGAGAGGGAGAAGAGCAGUCCCACCUACAAAGACCUGGACUUCCAGGACAUGCACGAGGAGGGCCUCCACUUUGACCAGGACACCUACAGCGCCCUCACCAAAACUCUGCAGAGAGACUGCCGGGUCCUGGAGAGCUUUAAGAUCAUGGACUACAGUCUGCUGCUGGGCAUCCACGUGCUGGACCAGAGGCCCAAGAUCAGGGAGGCAGAACCUCAGACGGGCGGGGCAGGAGCAGGGGCAGGGGCAGCAGGCCUGACGAGGGGGCGGCCGCUGUCUCAGAAGGUGCUGUACUCCACUGCUCUGGAGUCCAUCCAGGGGGAUGGGAAAGUGGGCGAGGCUGUGACCACCGACGCCACUAUGGGAGGUAUUCCUGCCAAGCACAAAGAGGAGAAGCUGUUGAUCUUCCUGGGAAUCAUCGACAUUUUACAGUCCUACAGGUUUACCAAGAAACUGGAACACUCCUGGAAAGCUUUGGUCCAUGAUGGAGACUCCGUGUCUGUGCACCGGCCUGGUUUCUAUGCUGACAGGUUUAUGAAGUUCAUGAGCACCACCGUGUUUAAGAAGACUCCUGGCAUCCGCGGUGCUUCCUCCAAGAGGAAGAGGAGCUCGGUCCUGGCACAGAAGUCCGCCUCCCAGGAGCUGCUCUCCUCCCACAGGGAGGAGAAGAAGGAGGAGAGGAGAGAGAGACUGGAACGGGCGCGCAGCCUGGCGAGCCUCAGCGGACAGGUGCCCUACCCACGUCCUGACCAGGUUACACUCCCAAAGGGUCUGUACCGGGCCAUCUCCAUGGUACCCACAACUUCCUCCUCCCUGACGACCGUCAAUCAAAGUCUGGAGACUCUGAAGUCGAAGAGCAGCGGAGACAUCUCUCACCCCCCCCUCCCUUUGAAGGACAGCUCCUCCUCUUUGGGCUCCGCCCCCAGCAAGUCAGAUGGGGAGAAGAACGACGGGACAGUGCUGGACGAGUACUUUGUGAGUACCUGACCCACACUGUCCCAAUACCUCUACCUGUAACAUCAGAUAAGAUCCAUCACUGUCUCUGCCCCUUACUGUCGGGUUCCAGUGACCUGUGGAGCCAUCGGACUUCUUUCAAUCAACAUCAGUUGGCAUAUUCCACUCACAUUGUCAGUCAAUGCACUCCACCCAUUAAUCAGUCACUCAUUUCAGUCAGCAGAGGUCACACUAGAGCAGAGUAUACUCAUCUCACACUCACCUUACCCCGCUCUCACUCACCUCACCUCUCACUCACCUCACACUCACCUCUCACUCACAUACCACCUCACCUCACCCUUACCUCACCCUCACAUUAUACCACCUCACCUCACACUCAUCUCACACUCACCUCACCCUCACCUCACACUCACCUCACACUUACCUCACCCUCAUCUCACACUCACCUCACCCUCACCUCACACUCAUCUCACACUCACCUCACACUAAGGUGGCUCAGUAUACUCGCCUCACACCAUCUUUCUCAGUGUUCCUGGGCAAGAACAGGCUACAGUUCAGUUCAUAUGAUCAGACAGUUACAUGGUGUUACAUGUCGUCAUGUAUCCACUCUUUAAUAUUUACAUUUGUGGGUACUGUUUUAACACUGUUUCUUAGCACAUCAUACAACUAUAUUUAUGUAAGAAAAUAAAUGUCCUUUUUGUGCAUGUCUUAAAGAAUGUUUACAGUGACCGGUUGCCAAGCACAGUGUAGUUAUUGUCUCUUUGUAGGAGGUGUGAUGUCACUAGACCCCACCCUCUGAAGGGGCUGUCCUUUUGAAACAUUCUAAUUAAUUUAAGUACUUUUAUGAAGUCAAAGCAGGACAUUUGAAAACAAAUAUCAGAACAUACACUCAGUGAGCACUUCAUUAGGUACUUAUUAGACAUAUUUUUUAGACUUAAUAGGCUGUAGCCUAUCCACUUAGAGGUUUUAUGCAUUGUGUGUUCAGAGAUGCUCUUCUGCAUACCACUGUUGGUUAUUUGCGUUACUGUCACCUUCCUGUCAGCUUCAACCAGUCUGGCCCUUCUUCUCUGACCUCUCUCAUUAACAACGUGUUUCUGCCCACAUAACUGCUGCUUACUGCACGUUUUUUUUUUCUGCACAAUUCUCUGCAAACUCUAAAGUCUGUUGUGUGUGAAGAUCACAGGAGAUUAGCCGUUUCUGAAAUACUCAAAGCAACCUAUCUGGCACCAACAAUCAUUCCACAGUCAAAAUCACUUCAAUCACAUUUCUUCCAAAUUUUGACAUUUGGUCUGAAAAACAGCUGAACCUCUUGACCAUGUCUGCAUGCUUUUUUGCAUUUAUUUGCUGCCACAUGAUUUGCUGAUUAAAUAUUUGCAUUAAUAAGCUGGGGUCAGGUCUACCUAAUAAAGUGCUCAGUUAGUGUAGUUUGUAAAAACACCAUCUACUAACAUUUUUUCAGUAUUUAAAUAUCUGCAAAAGUUAUUUUUCAAUAUUAUUGAACAGAUGAGGUGGAUUCAUAGAUACAAUAGUGCAUUCAUGAAAGUAUCCUCAGAAUAAUGUGUUUGUAUUUGAUUCAUUAUCUCAGUUAAAUUAUCUUUGAAUCUUUGAUCAAGCUGUUUUGUUUUUGAGAGUAAUUUAUUGAAUAAAUAAACAUGGUACUGCAGAUUGUGAAAAUGCAAAGAAAAGCUGUCUGUAUAAUAAAUAAAUAACUUAUUUGAACUCA